AUGCCUGAGAUGCAGACUUUCUACCAGAUCCGCCACACCAUCCGUCACCCCCCAGGUCUCUACCUGGACCCCACCCUGAUGCAGCGGCGUGUCCUGGAAGAUCAAGUGGAGCUGUGGUGGUUCAGACAGCCACGCCGCUCCCUGUUGUGCUACUGUGCCUCGGUGGCCCUCAUACUGGGACUGGGCCUCAGUGGCGUGGGCCUCCUCUCCACCACCACCAGCCUGUCCGGGGAGUGGCGCCUCGGGGUGGGCACCACACUCUGCCUUUUGGCCCUGGCCGUCCUGCUCAAGCAGCUUCUCAGCUCUGCCAUCCAGGACAUGAACUGCGUGCGCAGCCGUCGUCGGAUCGACCAGCUGAAGAGCGGCGGGAGGGCUGACCCGGCACUCAUCUUAGCUGUGGGGCUGGCAGUGACGCUCUGCGGGACGGUGCUUCUCUGCAUGGCCAAAGUCGGCAGACAAGGUCACGACAGCAAGGAGAUGCUGGUGUCUGGUCUGGUGCUGAUGGCUGCUGGGGCAGGCAUGGCUCUUGCUGUUGCGGGCUACGGCGUGCUCAUCUACCUUCAAAGACGAAGGGAGCAGAGGAGGAGGAGGAGGAUGAGAAUGAGCAGAGCAAGGAGGCUGGGGAGUCGAGCUGUUAGGGUGUUCAGUGUCUCCGGACAGCAGAUGAGCCAGGCCAGGAGAGAGACAUCCUCCAGCAGGACCAGCCUCAUCUGA
Messenger RNA from Chelmon rostratus (copperband butterflyfish), 714 nucleotides. RefSeq names its product transmembrane protein 125b (gene tmem125b). The transcript has a single exon. The record is from RefSeq and is a predicted model, not a curated record. Lineage: Eukaryota; Metazoa; Chordata; Actinopteri; Chaetodontiformes; Chaetodontidae. The coding region runs from base 1 to 714 and encodes 237 amino acids.